GAGUAGACGGACAGACAGACAGACACGCGUGCCGAGGGCGCAAGGCCGGGGGGGCGGAGUCCCCUGACCCCUCAGUUGCUCUGUAUAUAUAGCAGCCCGCGCGGUAGGAGCUGCAGUUCACAAGCUAGUGCUCCAGCAACAUGGCUAAGUGCAUUCUGGUCGGAAUCCUCUUUGCGGCCGUUCUGGCGGUCUGCUUCGCCGCUGAGGCGGAGGAUAAGUCCAAGUCUGCAGAUGACGACCUCCAGCGCUCAGAGACCUACUGGGGAGGAUACGGUGGCAGAGGCUGGGGUGGUGGCUAUGGAGGAUACGGAAGCGGCUACGGAGGAUACGGUAGUGGCUAUGGAGGCUACGGUCGCGGCUACGGAGGAUACGGUGGAUACGGCGGAUACGGUGGCUAUGGAGGAUACGGAGGAUACGGCGGAUAUGGAGGAUACGGAGGAUACGGCCACAGGAGAGGUUGGGGAGGUGGCUAUGGAGGUCACGGAUACUGGGGCUGAACCUCCACGUCAUGAAAUCCCAUCUUACCAUCGACCGAUCUUUACCUAAAUUUCAGCUUUAAAUAAUUGUUUCAGUAAUUGAAAUUGUGAUAAAUUAAUUUAUGUAAAUGUGUCCAGUUUAAAAUGUAAAAUAUAUUAAAUAUUAUUUUUUACAAAUUUCUACAAUAAAUGUUUUCAAAACUA
Homalodisca vitripennis (glassy-winged sharpshooter) is the source of this 680-nucleotide messenger RNA. Its product is annotated as neuropeptide-like protein 31. Bases 141 to 497 code for a protein of 118 amino acids. Lineage: Eukaryota; Metazoa; Arthropoda; Insecta; Hemiptera; Cicadellidae. The record is from RefSeq and is a predicted model, not a curated record. The transcript is spliced from 2 exons.